UUUUAGUCUAGUGCUGGUGUUAUUCGAGAGUGCGAUGGCUAAGAUUAUUCUUUGCCUGGCUGUUGUUGUUUUUGUUGCGGAAGCUGGAUUGAUAGCCAACAAAAUUCAUUCACAUUUCCCGUACUUUAAUGCCGUUUAUCAUGGCCACGGUGCUACGAGUUACCAAAAUGUUCAAGUACAAAAUCAUCUGUCGGUACCGAUUCCCAACGAUCUUCAAGUAGAUGACGGUCAUGAGCACAUUCAUGAACACAAAUUUGAGUUAAUUGAUCCUCCAGAUCAUCAAUUUGAUCAUUCGUACAUUUCAUCCGAUGUUUAUGAAGAGCAGCCAUUGCCUUAUCGUUAUCACCCAGAUAAUUACGAGCACUAUGAUAACCUAGACUUCGACUACCAUUAA
Molecule: messenger RNA, 394 nt
Organism: Microplitis demolitor
Lineage: Eukaryota; Metazoa; Arthropoda; Insecta; Hymenoptera; Braconidae
Exons: 4
Coding region: 35-394 (119 amino acids)
Source: RefSeq, a predicted model, not a curated record